Mycosarcoma maydis (corn smut) is the source of this 2664-nucleotide messenger RNA. RefSeq lists its product as uncharacterized. Gene Ontology annotation, biological process: protein targeting to vacuole; vesicle-mediated transport. Bases 1 to 2664 code for a protein of 887 amino acids. Gene Ontology annotation, cellular component: Mon1-Ccz1 complex; fungal-type vacuole membrane. The transcript has a single exon. The record is from RefSeq and is a predicted model, not a curated record. Lineage: Eukaryota; Fungi; Basidiomycota; Ustilaginomycetes; Ustilaginales.
AUGCCUCAAGCGCCGAAAUCGCUCAGCAUAGAUUCAGAUGCGGCGGUGGUGGCAGCGGCCGCGGCCGACGACCUUGUGCGAGCUUCGAGUCCUAGACCUCGCACUACAACCUUUACGCCUUCACGCCCGACUGUGCUUCUAACAAAAUCGUGGACCUCCGCCACUGUGCUUCCAUCGACAACCUCAACUCGCAUCACUGUCGGGGCCAACACCAGCACUGCAACCGAUGCUGCUUCAUCCAUUUCGCAGCACGAACCAAGCACCAGCUCGAAUUCCACGAGAGCUUCGACGCCGUUGCCCGAACUGUCGCCCAGUCCUUUCUCACCACAGACAGCAGUUGCCGAGGCAUUAACGAGAGAACAACAGCCGGCAGGACCGUCCGAUGACUCCCAAAGCCGCUCGAUACUACCACACGCAUCCGAUCAUAGCACGCCUUGCAACAGCGAUCAAGCUACGGAGGUCGCUUUCCAUGACGCUGCCGACGUUGAACCUGAAGCUGUAGGCACCACAGUGAGCUCCAGUAUUCACGCGCUCGAUCUGCUGCACCGUGUCAACGAUAGAGCAGCAGCUGAGAGGGCGUCAAAUUCCGAGAGCCUUCGAUCGCAUCUCUCACGACUGUCAGUUAGUCGAGCUUCCAGCAAGCAUCGCAGUCGAAGCAACAGCAGAGACGCAUCGACUCAGACAAGGGCGCUUCCGCCGGCAUUCCUAGGAACGAAACAAGCAGCACCGUCCGCUGCCAGUGCGGUAACGCAGACAAGUCUUCGGGACGAGGCAAAGGAUGGCGAUCGGCAACUGUACGAUACGUCGAGCGCCCCUUCACAUGAAGAAGAGCAGUACCCGGAUCGCAAGUAUUACAUCCUCUCGUCGGCUGGUAAACCGAUCUACAUCUCGCACGCCUCGCUUUCACGUCGCAAACGACGUCGUGAGAAGCGGCGGCGCCAGCGACGCGCCGAAUCGAACGAAUCUGACCUCAACAGCAACGAGAGUGACGAAGAAGACGAAAGCAGCACCACGCAGGUGGGCGUGAUGCAGGCGCUCAUCUCGAUCUUUGCCGACGAAGACUCAGAUAAGCUGCGCUUUAUUCGACGGGGCGAUCUACUCAUUACGUUUCUUCUGCGUGCGCCGCUCUACCUCGUCUGCGUGUCCAGUUGGAAUGAAGAGCCAAGUACGCUUCGGCAGCACCUUGAGUAUCUCUACCUGCAAGUGAUUAGUCUUGUAUCGGCGAGUCAGCUGACAAGGUUGUUCGGCCGAAUGCCGAAUUUCGACCUUCGCAGGCUGUUGGAGGGUACCGAAGGUAUCUUUGACUAUCUUGUCAACCAGCUCAAUGCCAAUGAGACGGAAGACGAUGACGCGGAACAAGGGCAGCAUCAAGUUGCAACUGGCGGAGUCGAGGCAAAGCGAGCCGUCACCGAUUGGGCUUCGUGCCACCAGUGGUGGCUGCAGGCUCUGCAGCCGAUUCGCAUCACGGUUCCAAACCUACGCGAUCAGCUCACUGCCGCCUUACAACCGCCCACGGCGGAAGCUGGAUCGUCGACGCAGCCGCACCGACCGAAAGACUUGCUUUACGUGCUGCUGUGCGCCAAUGGUCGCAUCGUGACGCUGCUCCGGCCGAGAAAGCACUCGGUACAUCCGAUCGACCUGCUGCUGCUGACCAACAUGGUGAUGGGCAGUCGCUCGAUCAAACGGUCGGGUGGUUCAGAGGACGCCGAGAUCUGGUUGCCGCUGAGCAUGCCCAAGUUCGCGCCGCACGGAUUCGUGCAUGCGUACGUCAAGUUUUUGGAUCCUGAAAGCUGGAUCGGUUCUCGACGAGAGGGAUCAGAGAUGGUAGGCGAUGCAAAGAUGACUUCGUCCGAGCUGGCGGUGAUCGUAGUGACGGGCGAUAAGGAUGCUUUUCCCACCGUGUCGGCUUGGAUCUCGUCGCUUGUUGCGCAACCGCCUGCACACUGGGCGGACAACACCGCUGACGAUGCUGGCGAUGCUGGUGAUGCUGGCUCAAUCAGAACGACCGACAUCAUGGCCAAGAGAGCAGCGUCGAAAAAGCAAGCUGGCAAGUCGGCUAAGCCAACACAAACAGAACUGGCGUCGUGGAUGACCCACUUUCAAAGACACAUUCUGACGCUGUGUCGGCAUCUGACGGACGCGAGUAAUAUCGAACAAGGCUCACCGCGCGUGUCGGCGUACACGUGCGCCGAGCUGGGUUUGGCCGGGCUGAGGCAUUUUGUCUAUCGAAGCAACAGUACGAUUCAGCUGACCUCGCCGAGCCUGCCGGAUCCGUAUGCAUCGGAUGCGGUACAUCGCAAGCGACUGCUGACGCUGUAUUCGCUGGUACAUCAUCAGAUCCACCAUCCUCUUCCAGCCAGCGCUUCGCACUCAGAAUCGAGCUCAUCCUCGACCACCGCCCCUCCAACUGGAAUGCUCAAUGGCGUCUUCGGAACCCCCGCGUCCUCCCACCCCCGUCUCUCUGCAGAUACAAGACUCAAAAUGCAUCUCGUAAAGUCGCACCACGAACAGAUCCUCGGCUGGAUCACAAGCCCCUUCGAACUCUAUCUCUGCCUCAAUCCACAACUCUCGAAAUCCGCAAUCGUCGCCGUCGCUAAUAGCCUCACCAAGUGGAUCAAGUCCAACGAAAACGACUUGUUCCUUGUCAAUGCUGGCAGCUUUUGA